AUGUUUAACUUAAAAUUAGAGUCAUAGAAAUUCAAUAUUAAAAAUAAAAAAAAGAAAAUGCAGAGCACUUUUUAAGAUAAGUAAGCUCUAGCUGACAUCUUUGAUUAAAUAAAAGAUGUAGAUAAGCAGAUGCUCGGUGUCAUAUUAGAAAUAUUAAGAAAGGAAAAAGUGUAAGGCUGCAUUGGAUAUCUUUUGGAUAAUGGAAAUCAAACAUAGUUGAGAUAAUAAAUCUUUCAAUAAGGAAAGAAUUUAAUAAAAGUUGAUAAUGGAUAGCAAUUAUAUGAUGUUAGAAAUAACAUCUUAAAAAUUACUAAAGUCUUAAAACAAAUAAAAGAUCAUUGUUUCAAUAAGUUAGAUUAUUCUAAUGAAGAAUAGGAAGAAUCUAUAAAGGCUCUAAUUAAAAAAAUAAAAUAUGAUAAAUAGAUCAUAGAAUUUUUGUUAUUUUUAGUUCACCUCACAUCUAAAGAUGACACUUUUAUAUAAAGUGGAUCUAAUUCAUUACAUAUCUUAGUCUAGAUGAAAUUUGACCUUAGAAACAAAAAUUUUGAAAAAAUUAAGAUCUAAAAUAUUUCUUUAGUUGGAGCAAAUUUUGUUCGGUGUAAUUUUAGUGAAUCUUAAUUUAAUAAUGUUAAUAUAAGUGGAAUAAAUUUGAAUGGAGCGCUAUUAUUAAAUUGUAAAUGGACAAAUUUAAAAAUCCUUGAAUUAAAUAAAUUUAAUGGCCAUACCAAUUUAGUAAACACAGUUUGUUUCUCUGCCGAAGGAAAAACAAUAGCAUCUGGUAGUGUUGAUAAGUCUAUCCGUCUUUGGGAUGUCAAAACAGGAUAAUAAAAAGCCAAAUUAGAUGUUCAUACUAGUGAUGUCAACUCAGUCUGUUUCUCUCCUGAUGGAAACACAUUAGCUUCUGGUAGUGGUAAUGGGUCUGUCUUAUUAUGGGAUAUUAAAACAAGAAAGAAAAAAGCCAAAUUAUUUGGUCAUAAUUAUAAGGUCAACUAACUCUGUUUCUCUCCUGAUGGAACUACAUUAGCAUCUGGUAGUGAUGAUAACUCUAUCCGUUUAUGGUAAGUUAAAACAGGAUAAUAAAAAGCCUAAUUUAAUGGCCAUACCAGAUAAGUAAACUCAGUCUGUUUCUCUCUUGAUGGAAACACAUUAGCUUCUGGUAGUGGUGAUAAGUCUAUCCGUAUAUGGAAUGUCAAAACAGGAUAAUAAAAAGCCAAAUUAGAUGGUCAUAGUAGUUAUGUUAUGUCAGUUUGUUUCUCUCCUGAUGGAAACACAUUAGCUUCUGGUAGUAGAGAUAACUCCAUUCAUAUAUGGGAUGUCAAAACAGGAUAAUAAAAUGCAAAAUUAGAUGGUCAUAGGAAUUAUGUUAUAUCAGUCUGUUUCUCUCCUGAUGGAAACACAUUAGCAUCUGGUAGUGAUGAUAACUCUAUCCGUAUAUGGGAUGUCAAAACAGGAUAAUAAAAAGCCAAAUUAGAUGGUCAUCGUAGUUAUGUUAUGUAAGUUUGUUUCUCUCCUGAUGGAAACAUAUUAGCUUCUGGUAGUGGUGAUAACUCUAUCCGUCUAUGGAAUGUCAAAACAGGAUAAUAAAAAGCCAAAUUAGAUGGUCAUGAGCAUUCUGUAAUGUCAGUCUGUUUCUCUUCUGAUGGAAACAAAUUAGCAUCUGGUAGUUAUGACAACUCUAUCAGUAUAUGGGAUGUCAAAACAGGAUAAUAAAAAGCCAAAUUAGAUGGUCAUAGUAAUUAUGUUAGAUCAGUCUGUUUCUCUCCUGAUGGAAACACAUUAGCAUCAGGUAGUUAUGAUAACUCUAUCCGUUUAUGGAAUGUCAAAACAGGAUAAUAAAAAGCCAAAUUAGAUGGUCAUAGUAGUUAUGUUAUGUCAGUUUAUUUCUCUCCUGAUGGAAACACAUUAGCUUCUGGUAGUGGUGAUAAGUCUAUCCGUAUAUGGGAUGUCGAAACAGGAUAAUAAAAAGCCAAAUUAGAUGGUCAUAGUAGUUAUGUUAUGUCAGUUUUUUUCUCUCCUGAUGGAAACACAUUAGCAUCUGGUAGUUUGGAUUACUCUAUCUUUUUAUGGGAUGUCAAAACAGGAUAAUAAAAAGCCAAAUUAGAGGGUCAUACUAGUUGGGUCUUAUCAGUUUGUUUCUCUCCUGAUGGAAACAAAUUAGCUUCUGGUAGUGGUGAUAAGUCUAUCCGUCUAUGGAAUGUCCAAACAGGAUAAUAAAAAGCCAAAUUAGAGGGUCAUACUAGUUGGGUCUAAUCAGUUUGUUUCUCUCCUGAUGGAAAAAAAUUAGCUUCUGGUAGUGAUGAUAAGUCUAUCCUUCUAUGGAAUGUCCAAACAGGAUAAUAAUAAAAAGCCAAAUUAGAUGGCCAUACUACAACUGUCUA
Molecule: messenger RNA, 2378 nt
Organism: Paramecium pentaurelia
Lineage: Eukaryota; Ciliophora; Oligohymenophorea; Peniculida; Parameciidae
Source: the annotation of a GenBank genome assembly